AUGGGCUGUGGUGCUGUUACAUUUGGAUUUAUAAUUCUUUGUCUUCACUUUGGGCACGCUUCAGGCACUUCAUUGAAAGCUGUUACUAACGUAAAGUGGAAUUCCUUCAAUUUUUUCACAAAACUAGAAUGGGAAAGGACUUCAGAAAAUGCAGUGUACACCGUGAGAUUGGCUGACCGAAAAUCUGACUGGAAGAAAAAGCCUGAAUGUACCCUGAUUAACGCCACAAGCUGUGACCUGACCAGCCUGAUGCAGGACGUGAAUGCCCAUUAUACUGCAGAGGUGCUAACCUACAAUGCCAACGACACAGUAGGAAUACGAGAACCUCCUUUCACCAAAUCUCCUGAAAUCCAGCUUUUGAAGGAUACUGUUAUUGGACAAGCCAAGUUCACCAUCACCAGAAAGCGUAAAACUGAAAUUCAGCUGACAAUAGAAGAUCCAAAUACCUACAUCAGAUUUUCAAAUAACACUCAAAAAACACUCCGGGACAUCUAUGGACCUCAACUUCAGUACAAAAUGACUUAUUGGAAGGACGGUUCAAGUGGCAAGAAACCAGACACUAUAAAUGGUCAAGUGCUGAAAAUGGAAGUUGAGCCAGCUUCCUCGUACUGCUUCUCCAUUCAGCCCUAUAUCAAGUCAUUACACAAGCAUGGCCAAACAAGUAUUGACCAAUGCGUAGCCUCUGAACCAACCUUUUUUACAGAGUAUGGCUUCGGCAUGUUUGCCUUAAUCGGAGUUGGAGUACUGCUGCUUCUCAGCAUAUUUAUUGGGAUAACAGUGUUCCUGUGCCGACGCAAGACUGUUCACAAUGUUCCUGAAACCAAUCCCUUGACAGCUUAGGCAUAACGUGGAAGAGUGUGUGUUUUUCGACAGCUCUGUUCCAUGAGCUGGUGGGUGAAGCUUUUCUUGAACUGAGGGUCGGAAGCAUUUCUGCAUUUGUACCUUACGGUUACGGCUCAACAUUCACAAGUGGAUGGAGGAUCAAUAGAUUUGUUUCUGUGAAACAAUAGGACUUACCCAGGUACUAAACGCAUGCAGAACGGUUCCUGUAAUUUUCUAAAGCACUACUUAGACUCUGUCAAUGAUUGAUAAGGCACUUUCAUUUAUAUUUCUCUGUUGGUUUCUGGGUGAUACUAUAAUGCUGUGAAAUUUUAGUGUUGUAAAAGUAUUGAAUAACUCAAUUUUAAAUAUUUUUCUUUCUACUGAUGGGCACCUUUAGUAAUCUUGUGUAUAUUGGGGUUUAUUUAUCUUGCAUAUCUUUCAAAGGGAAAUAUAUAUUUUGUAUGAGUAUUUUUAAUUUUUUAGUAAAAAUAAACUGAUUACUUAAUAAAUGAUGGUGACGGCAACAUUGAAAUGGUUGUGGCUCUUUUAUUU
Molecule: messenger RNA, 1374 nt
Organism: Mobula hypostoma (lesser devil ray)
Lineage: Eukaryota; Metazoa; Chordata; Chondrichthyes; Myliobatiformes; Myliobatidae
Gene: f3a
Product: coagulation factor IIIa
Exons: 6
Coding region: 1-840 (279 amino acids)
Biological process (GO): cytokine-mediated signaling pathway; blood coagulation
Cellular component (GO): plasma membrane
Molecular function (GO): protein binding; cytokine receptor activity
Source: RefSeq, a predicted model, not a curated record